GCUGAAAUGGACAUUGCUACUCAAGUAAGUCUUAUCUUGAAUAGCCUGACUCCAGCAUUUCUACCAUAUACAUCAAAUUAUGUCAUGAAUAAGAAGGAAAUUGACUUUCAUGAAUUAGUCAAUGACCUUCAAACUUAUGAAAAUUUGAUUGGAGGACCCAAGAAGAAAGGGAGUAAACCUCAUAAUCCUGGUAAUGGUAAUGGGACGAUAAAACCUGAAGCAAAUGUUGCCUCUGCUUCAAAGCCCAAAUCGAAGAAGAAGUGGAAGAACACCAAGAAGCGAACAAAAGUCAUGAAAAAGGCUGCUCCUUCUGGUGAUGCUACACUUAAAGGAAAGUGUUUCCACUGCAAUGAAAAAGGUCAUUGGAAACCCCAGUGUCCUAAACUUCUUGCAAAGAAACAAGGCCAAGCUACUUGAACUCAAUUGAGUUGGAUCAGCAAGCUGGACCAAGGGUGAAAUCGUCC
Messenger RNA from Cannabis sativa, 464 nucleotides. RefSeq lists its product as uncharacterized. The record is from RefSeq and is a predicted model, not a curated record. Bases 7 to 417 code for a protein of 136 amino acids. Lineage: Eukaryota; Viridiplantae; Streptophyta; Magnoliopsida; Rosales; Cannabaceae. The transcript is spliced from 2 exons. Gene Ontology annotation, molecular function: nucleic acid binding; zinc ion binding.